AAUCUGUUGAAAGCGAAACAGCAGAAUCAGUUUCAGGAGAUCAACUAACCAGGGAGGCAAUCGAAACCAGUGAACCGGAUGAAGACUCACAGACAAUGAGUCGCCAUGAGGUUAUCCGCCAACUUGCAAGGGAGCAAGUACAAC
Messenger RNA from Paraglomus brasilianum, 144 nucleotides. Lineage: Eukaryota; Fungi; Glomeromycota; Glomeromycetes; Paraglomerales; Paraglomeraceae. The record is from the annotation of a GenBank genome assembly.